AUGACCUUCACUACCUUCGACAGCGGCUACCCCUCCUUCUACACGUUCUGGAGUGUCAUCACGUACGCCGAUUGGACGGAUUAUUCUCACUACACGGAUGGUGGUUUUGUGACGAGUAUUUCCAGUUGCUUCGCAGGCUUCGGCCUCGGCUUCUGCGAAG
Messenger RNA from Prorocentrum cordatum, 160 nucleotides. The record is from the annotation of a GenBank genome assembly. NCBI's taxonomy places the organism in Eukaryota, Dinophyceae, Prorocentrales, Prorocentraceae.